This is a messenger RNA of Pieris rapae (cabbage white), 7220 nucleotides long. RefSeq names its product MAP kinase-activating death domain protein (gene Rab3-GEF). Lineage: Eukaryota; Metazoa; Arthropoda; Insecta; Lepidoptera; Pieridae. Gene Ontology annotation, molecular function: guanyl-nucleotide exchange factor activity. The record is from RefSeq and is a predicted model, not a curated record. Bases 127 to 5952 code for a protein of 1941 amino acids. Gene Ontology annotation, biological process: regulation of Rab protein signal transduction; regulation of apoptotic process. The transcript has 40 exons. Gene Ontology annotation, cellular component: cytosol.
GCGGCAUCAAAAAUUCUCAUCGCACGCGAGCGUAGUGCCGCUAGUAACCUUGUAGGUAUUCUAAGACAAUCAUGAAAAGCAAUAUUUAAGAUAUGAGUGCAGUAUCUAGACGGGGAACACAUAAAGAUGGACGUCCAGAAGCAGCAAUUAUGCCCUCGGCUUGUGGACUACUUGACCAUCGUCGGGGCACGACCAUAUACCACUGGGAAGGGAAUGGCUCCAGUUCAGGCCCCAGAGCUGUUACGUCGCUAUCCGCUGACAAACCACGACGAUUUUCCACUUCCUCUGGACAUGGUGUACUUCUGCCAACCCGAAGGCUGUGUUUCCGUAGCUCAGCGAAGGCAGUUGGCCCAUUUGUCUGCUAGAGAUACCACGUCUUUCGUCUUCACGCUAACUGAUAAGGAUUCAGGAAGGACGCGUUACGGGAUAUGUGUGAACUUCUACCGAGCUGUGGAGCGGGCUCCCGUCCCGGGACCACGGGACCGUGGUCUUCUGAGACGGGAGUCCUGGCGGAAGUCAAUGGAGAAAAGUUCAGACUCUGCUUUUUCCAGUGACUAUAGGAGCAGCAAUUUAGCGCCGAGUGAUUCGGAAAGAGAAUGCAGUGCACCGCGUUUCGCGCCGGCUCCAGAUUCCGAAAGCGGUGGGGAACAUACCCCAAGCCCCAGAGCUACUAGGAAACGACAGCGUAUUCGAAACCAUUCCUUAACCUCCCUCUGCCUCCUGUCCCAUCACCCGUUCUUCUCCACGUUCCGCGAGUGCCUCUUCAUCCUCAAGAAAUUGAUCGAUGCCUGCAACGAGUCUUCCAGUCCACGGCGUGUUGGUGCGUCCAGACAAAUAUUUAGAGAUACAGUUUGGUCAGUAUUAACGGGCCAAGCGUACGACAAUACACCUACAAUAGUAUUACACGAUGUGAAAGAGAUAGAGACGUGGAUUUUGCGUCUUCUUUCCGCACCGGUACCAGUUCCAGGAAAAACGAGAGUGGAGCUAGAGGUUUUAUCGCCGACUGCGCAUGCGCCGCUAGUAUUUGCCCUGCCCGAUCAUACCAGAUUCACCCUUGUGGACUUUCCAUUGCAUUUGCCGUUGGAAUUACUGGGUGUAGACACCUGUCUGAAGGUCUUGACGCUGAUAAUCCUGGAGAACAAAGUGGUUGUCCAGUCACGUGACUACAAUGCUUUAUCAAUGUCUGUAAUGGCAUUAGUAUCAAUGUUGUACCCACUCGAAUAUAUGUUCCCGGCAAUACCAUUGUUACCGAGUUGUAUGAGCUUCGCGGAACAGUUGCUGUUGGCGCCUACGCCCUUUUUGAUCGGAAUACCAGCUACAUUUCUCACAUAUAAAAAGAAUUUUAAAUUACCUGACGAUAUCUGGCUGGUGGAUUUGGAUGCGACCAAACUCACCAGUCCCUCGGGGGCUGAUCAAGAAUUGCCACCUCUUCCGGAACCAGAAAGCUCAGUUCUAAAAAGCCAUUUGAAACAGGGUAUGCAACUCAUGGGGACAGCUGGAACCGGAGCUUUAAGCAGUCUUACGAGCACAUCAGCGGAACAGGCUACUGCUCCAAUAAUGCCAUCUAGACGAGAUAGUGUCGGUGGUGCAACUCUCAAAGUUCAGACACCGUCUUUCAAAGACAACACACAUGGCUCUCACAGCACACCGGAAAGCCGGCGUGUGUCAGUGGGAAGUGCCACGCAUUCCCAGAGACAUUCUUUUGCAUCCGCCCAUACCCCACAGUCGCAACCACACUCUCCACAGCAGCCUUUUAAUCCACUCAUAUAUGGAAACGAUGUGGACUCGGUUGAUGUAGCAACCAGAGUUGCUAUGGUCCGGUUUUUCAACUCCCAGAAUGUGCUGGCGAACUUUAUGGAACACACACGGACCCUGCGACUGUAUCCCCGACCCGUGGUCGCCUUCCAAAUCAACAGCUUCCUACGCUCCAGGCCAAGAACUUCAGCUUUUCUCAAUAAAUUUGCUAGAACACAGGCAGUAGAGUUCUUAGCAGAGUGGUCACUUACUCCACACAAUGUGGCCUUUCUACGGGUUCAAACGGGCGUCUUUGAUCCACGUCAAGUUGGAGACAAACCCAAGUGGUUCGCAGACACAUUACAACCAGUACGGUUUGCGGUUUGGGAUGAUGGGAGCUCUCUUAAUGGUGCCUUACGACAGUUGCAGCGUCAGGAAAAUCAACCCACUGACGAAAGUGGUUCAGAUUCUGACGGCGCCGAAAGUACCAGCUCCUCGUAUUCGUCUCUAAGUGAUUUCGUUUCUGAAAUGGCAUCAUCAGACCUAUCCCCAGGAGGGGGAAUGCAGCACGUAAUAGGUGAAACAUAUAACGCGGUAGUCCAAGUACCGAUGACGCUUUCAUCGUCGUUGGAUCCUAAAACAGUUUACAGUCCACCCUCAUCACUAAUGUACGGUGAACAAGGUGAAGAACAAAAGGGUCAAGCGCGCGAGUCCACGUCUCCAUCGCCAUCACCAUCCAGUUCGGAGCACAGUGAUCUCUCUGACGAUGAAGUGCCAGCCAAUACAGAUAUUGGACAACCUACGCCUGUCAAGAAAAGUGAUACAGACAGCGGUAGUUUUGGUCGCGAAUCCGACUCAAAUUCAACAACAACCCCAGCGACGGUAGUACGCGCGAGACGCGAGCCAAGCCCCGCCCACGACAAUACGGCUCAUGCGCGUACGCAGUUUGCUAACCGCACUAAGAGUUCAGGUGGUGUAUCAAGACAGGCGUCUCAAACGUCACUAUUAGAACAAUUCGCAGCUCAGGCGAAAGAGUUAGUAAGAGAGACAACGCGACAAAGUAGUCAAGAAGGUUUAUUGGCUCACAUGGAUAAGCUGACUUCACACGCUAAGAAGGCGGCAGAAGAAGCAUCCAAAAGUGUUCAGGAAGCGUCGAAAUCUGCGCUGGAAGCGAGUAAAACAGCAACCGCGGUUAGCAAAAAUACCUUUGAAGAUCUUACAUAUGUUGGAAAGUCGACUUUGGGCGAUUUAACUAAGAGUGCAAAGGAAGUUGCGGCGAAGAAAGGUUUGCUUAAGGGCGAAAGCCAGGAUGGUUCUGGUCCAAUGGGUCGACGGGAGUCAGGUGCUCUACAAACAACAACUCUGCUACAAACAACGCAUAGAGAUUUCUUCUCAAACAUAAGUUCAGAUUUAAAUGGACUUGCCGCUUCCACGUCUAGCAUGUUUAGUGAUUUCUUUGGAUCAAAAGGAAAACCAGUAAAGCCUCCCGAACCGACUGGUACGCAUUUGUCAGCAAACUUUGGUCCGUUCUCGCAAGGAGCCAGGGGCUUAGUACAGCGCUCGCCCUUAAUUCGUCACUCUGCGCCUACUUCACCUGCGCAAGCGCAGCCGCCUAGGUCGCCCAACACUGAAAAUCAGGCUUUCCUUAAUGACCUGAUUCAACACGUCUUAGAAGGCGAAGGCGUUGGAUGGCUGAAACUAAACCGCCUAAAGAAACUGAUGGAAGACGAGUCAUAUAGAAAUAUGGUGCUAAGCAAACUCAAUCGGAAUAUUAAUAGGAAGACCACGCCCACGGAUAAAGUAGAAGAUGUGUUUGUAAGCAAGCCAGUCUGGAAAGGGAUGUUAAAAGUCCUUCAAGCCGUGAUUCAUGGGUUAGAAUUCACGUACUCCAAUUUUGGAUUGGGCGGGAUGGCAUCUGUGUUCCAGCUGACAGAAAUGGCUCAUACCCACUACUGGAGCAAGGAAGUGGCUGGAUUGGAGCAAGGCGGGAUGGGAGGGUCGUCUCUUACUGAUUAUCGACAGGAUCUGGACACGCCCUCGACACCGUCUUCGAGAAAAAGCUCGCAGUCUGAUAUGCCAGUGCUUAACUACCCAGAAAUGGAUCCAAAUGACGCCCAGACUACUACAGAAAUGUUCAAGGAUAUGUUGAAUUCAAAGAGAAAUCUACUUUUCAGCAAAUUAACAUCGUAUGAUUCUGAUGUGCAAUCAGAGUGCUCGGUGGGCGAAGGCUCUAUCACGACCAACAGAGUUCUUCACGAACAUCAAUUUAAAUCAAAUCGCUCUGAUACUGAUGUCAUGUAUCUUGAUUUUACGCAGGCCAGUCGCAGUGGAGGCAAGCCUAGAGCAGCGAGCGUUUUCUCUUCGAAGUCUGGUACAACCAUUAAGGCACCUGUUGGAGUACCAACUACUUCUCCUCUUACUUCUCCUGAUACAGCUCGAACAUAUUUAUACCAGGGGCUGAUAGGUAAAGAAAGAUCAAAUCUAUGGGACCAAAUGCAAUUCUGGGAGGACGCAUUCCUCGACGCUGUGAGCCAAGAACGCGAUAUGAUAGGAAUGGACCAAGGCGCGAACGAAAUGAUGGAACGUUACAAAUGCUUAAGUGAAACAGAGAGGAAGAGAUUGGAACAUGAAGAGGAUAGAUUAUUAUCAACAGCUCUGUAUAAUUUGACAGCUGCUAUGGUUUUGUUUGGCGUUGAAGCCGACAUUGUGAGGAAUAAAGUGCGGAGGCUGCUGGCUAAAAGUCAUAUUGGUUUAGUUUAUAGCCAGGAAGUCAAUCAUCUACUGGAUGUGGUGCAUAAUUUGCACGGCAAUGAUAUAGAGUUAAAAGCUUUGGGCUCGCGUCAGGCCCGACGCGCCUCGUUCACAGUGCACGAACGUGACGCCAGUGGGCCAUUGCGUUUUAUGGAGGUACGCACCGACGGCCUGGUACUGCGGUCAACGCAAGGUACAAUAAUAGAAAGAUGGUGGUACGAGCGACUAGUAAAUAUGACAUAUAGUCCGAAAAUUCGCAUCUUAUGUCUAUGGAGAAAGAAUGGUGGACAAACACAGUUACAUAAAUAUUAUACGAAAAAGUGCAAAGCACUGUACUACAGUAUUAAGGAGGCAAUGGAGAAGAGUGGGCGGAAACAGGAAGCAGCGGAACUGGGUGGAGAGUUUCCGGUACAAGACUGCGCUUCAGGAGAGGGGGGACUUAUACAGGUUUGCAUGGAAGGAGUCGGGCUACUAUUUCAUCAUAGCAAGGAUUUCGAGUUCUUUGUGAGGCUGGAUCACAUCCGAAAGUGCUUCACACAGAACGGAGGUAUCUUCGUUUUAGAAGAAUUCAAUCCCAAGACAAGGCAAAUAACUCAAAGGAAGUACAAAUCAGUAAUGGCGGACCAAAUUUGUUAUGCGGUUCUGUGCGUGUUCUCAUAUUUCGCAGCAGGGCAGGAGCAGAAAAAAGCGAUUCUGGAGCAAGCUGCGAAGAUACCGCCUUCACCACAGCAUCUACCUGGUGCCCCACAACAGAAGUCCGAAUCAGAUAGUCGAGAGAAGUUUUCAAGGGAUUCAGAAGGAAGUCGUGAUCGUCCGCGUGUGCCUCCCGACAGGCAGACCUCACGGACACUCCCAGAACGGCCUCAUCCAGCUGAAUUUAAGUCUGAAAGAACUGAUAGGCCUCCAGACCGGAAUUACCCUGAAAAGGCCUCUGAUAAGUCUUACCAAACCCAAAGGACUCUACCGGAAAGGCCUGACGCUAAAACUGAUUUCGUGACAUCCCGUGUGGGACAAAUUGAAAGUCUAGAAAGGAGAGGCGAAGUAAGAGAAAGCCCCGAAAGAGACGGCAACAAUAUUCGCAAGGAUAGUGAGCGAGAUAGAGUGCAUCGCACGGAGAGCCUUCCCCCUCGCCGCCCCCCACCUCCGGCGCCCCAACAUCGACUAGCGAGAACUAUGUCGCAUUCAUCGCCACCCAAAAAUCAUGAUCCGCCGACGAUACCACCACGUGUUGGGGCCAGUGUAGCGAGUGCAGGCCGCGGUGUUCCGCCCGCGUUACCGCCCAGGCAAAUGUCCGCCGGCGAAUUCAACACCUCGCCCAAAUCGUCACCACAACGCCGGGCACCUGUCUCCCAGCGGCAAGCGUCAACGUCAGGCUUCGCUCAGAGCAACCCCUUCGCAGUUCCCCCCCACCACGAGUUCGUCAUUCCCCCUCGCCCCACUCGUCGCCCCUCCACAGACCGCACUUAGGACACUAAUAUAAUGUUACGAUACGUCUCGGUUCUUAUACAUUCGUGCGUACGUACGCGUGACUCCAAGGCAAAUAGACCGCUUCCGAUUGCAAAAUAUUCUUUAAAUAAAUAUUCAAACUUGCAGCUUCAAUUAAGAUGUUUAAACAUCGAAAUUGCGUAAUAACAUUUUUAUGAUGAAUUUAUUCAACUUUUUGCAAACCCUUGCUUAAACACGUUAGAAUAAAUAAAUGAUCGUUGCCUAGCAACGCAUCAGGGGAAGAUAAUACUCCAGUUAUAUUUUAUUUUUGUAUAUUUUAAACGAGGAAUAAUAUUUGUAUGCUAUCGGAAUCGGUCGAUUUACUAACUAUAGACAAUAUUACUAUUAUAUUUUACUUGAACACCCUUUGUCGUAUGAGACUGACCAUUCAUAAAGCUUACAGAUUCAAAGCAGUAGGUACUGAUUGUGCAUUGUAAUAUGCACAAAAUACUCAGCAAUAAAGUCAACUUAGGAGUAUCAAUCAGUCCUGUCAUAUAUGCCCUGUUCUGUUUAGUGUUGAAUUUAGACAGUUGUCUAAAGACCUACGAUUCAAAAAUUGGGCCCGUAUUCCUGAAUCAAACUUAAAUUCAAUCUCAAUAUGCUCUUUUACAAUUUGUCAGUUUGACAAUGCACAAAAUUUACUGGUAUUAAAUAACCGACUUCUUAGGAUCAGGUGUGCUGUAAAAUAACGUAAGGAAUUAUUAACACAAGAAGUGCAAGCAAGAGCGUCGCCAAGAAGGUGGUCGAAGAAAAAACUUUAACAGAAAGUUAAAUCUAUUCUGAUAUUAAGCUGUUAAUUUGUAAUUUUAUAAACGCGUUAAUUGCAUAAUGUCUGUGCCAUUGCCACACUCUUGAAGUGCGUCUAACCUUACCGAACAGUCGAUAUACCUUGCCGAAUAUUCGAUAUAUCUUACCGAAUGGUCGAUAUACCUUACCGAACAGUCGAUAUACCUUACCGAAUACGGGCUUAAUAUCUUGAUUUAAAGUGUCGACCACACAUAAUAUAUAAAAGUAUCCAGCAAUAUGUAGUUCCUAUUCACCCGCGCAUCACCCCUUUAUUUGCCAUCAUUCUAAAUAUACAGAUACAAUAUUUUCAUAGAAAAUUAUAAUAGAUUUCAAAGUAUAGUAUUUUAAUAAUUGAGAAUUUGUGAUUUCUGUUUUCGCUGAUGUUAAUAGAUUGUAGACAAAAUUACCACUUGACAUACGAAUUAUAAAGCAUUGUCCUGAAAUAAUAGAUAAUAUAAAAAGAA